CCCCAUGAUGCAACAUGAUUGGCCAGCAGUUUUUGAUAUACUCCCUAGCCAACCUUCCCCUUCCUCUUUCUUUCACGCGGCCCUAACGCGAGUUCACCUUGUCUUUAAACCAGUUCUUUGGCAAUCCCUGGUAGCACUGUCAAGAUGCCCAGGGAAGACAGGGCCACGUGGAAGUCCAACUAUUUUAUAAAAAUUAUCCAACUUCUGGAUGAUUAUCCAAAAUGCUUCAUCGUGGGAGCAGACAACGUGGGCUCCAAGCAGAUGCAGACCAUCCGUCUGUCCCUGCGAGGCAAAGCCGUGGUUCUGAUGGGUAAAAACACCAUGAUGCGUAAAGCCAUCCGUGGACACCUGGAGAACAACCCUGCUUUGGAGAAGCUUCUGACGCACAUUAAAGGCAACGUUGGCUUUGUCUUCACCAAGGAGGAUCUGACUGAAGUCAGGGAUCUGCUGCUGGCCAACAAGGUACCUGCAGCAGCUCGAGCUGGAGCCAUUGCCCCCUGUGAUGUCACUGUGCCAGCCCAGAAUACUGGACUUGGUCCAGAGAAGACCUCCUUCUUCCAGGCUUUGGGUAUCACCACCAAGAUCUCAAGAGGAACCAUUGAAAUCUUGAGUGAUGUUGGUCUGAUCAGGACUGGUGACAAGGUCGGUGCCAGCGAGGCAACUCUGCUCAACAUGUUGAACAUCUCGCCCUUCUCCUUCGGACUCAUCAUCCAGCAGGUGUAUGACAAUGGCAGCGUCUACAGCCCUGAGGUCCUCGACAUCACUGAGGCUUCCCUUCAGGCCCGGUUUUUGGAGGGUGUGAGGAACAUUGCUAGUGUGUCUCUGGAAAUUGGCUAUCCCACUCUGGCCUCCAUUCCCCACUCUGUCAUCAACGGCUACAAGAGAGUCCUGGCAGUUGCUGUGGAGACGGACUACACUUUCCCUCAAGCUGAAAAGGUCAAAGCCUUCCUGGCAGAUCCAACUGCUUUUGCUGCUGUUGCAGCACCAGCAGCUGCUGCAGAAACUGCCGCUGCUGCUCCAGCUGCCAAGGAGGAGGUUAAGGAGGAGUCUGAGGAGUCCGACGAGGACAUGGGCUUCGGUCUUUUUGACUAAAGACCAGUAAACCAGACCUGAUUUGAGUAAAAACGCAGAGUGUAAUAAACUCUUCUAACAGCGUUA
Messenger RNA from Oryzias latipes (Japanese medaka), 1158 nucleotides. It is a transcript of the gene rplp0, whose product is annotated as ribosomal protein, large, P0. The record is from RefSeq and is a predicted model, not a curated record. Gene Ontology annotation, biological process: ribosomal large subunit assembly; ribosome biogenesis; cytoplasmic translation. Gene Ontology annotation, molecular function: large ribosomal subunit rRNA binding; structural constituent of ribosome. Gene Ontology annotation, cellular component: cytosolic large ribosomal subunit. NCBI's taxonomy places the organism in Eukaryota, Metazoa, Chordata, Actinopteri, Beloniformes, Adrianichthyidae.